GAACAACUUUUAAUAACAAAUUAUUUUCUCAAGUCUUCAUUGACCUUUGUGCUUGUUUACUGUUUUAUUUCUUUAUUAAUUUUAAUAGAUUGAAUUGAAUUUAGUUUAAAUUUAAAAUGAGAUUGUCUCUCAUUCGUAGAUGUAGACGGUUUGAUCCGUCAAAAAUGUUUGAUGAAUCGCCUGAGGAAUUGGAUAAAAUGCGAAGACGUUAUGAGUUGAGACAAAAGCUUAAAACUGAAUUCAAUCGAUUCUACUACAAUCCUUAUAAUUCAGCAUAUGGUGUUGCAUACGUCGAUCCACAAUUUGAGAGAUAUUACGCUGCCAGAUUUUACAGACUUGAUUACUGGAAGCCUACCUUUGGUUCAUUUAUUCAAUUUGUUGCUACAAUCUUCAUACCAUUUAUUAUUCUUACUAGAUUUUAUCAGAAUGAAGAAGAUAUCUAUUGGGAAAAAACGCAAAGUGGUGAAUUGACUUAUAAAAAUAGGAAGCUUUACUGUUUCUUGUAUUAAAAAAGUUGUACGAGUUAUAUUUAGUAUGAGUAGUGUACAAGUGUAGCCUCAGAUCAUGACUGAUCGCAAAUUUAUUUUCACUGUGUACGAUAAAGUCAAUCCACAUUUAAAGACUCAAAUUUUGAAUUAAAUAUUUUGUUUGAUGGACAAUCAUUGAUGAAAUUGACUUUAAAAUUUGUCAUUUGGUCUCUUUUAGCACAGUCGAGGCACCAGAUCAUUAACCAAACUCUUUAUUCGAAAGAUAGUUUCGCAUAUAUUCCUAGUCCAACAAUAAACCAUCAAACUAAAUAACCAAAAAGUUUUUUCACCAAACACAAUGCUACGAAAUACGUAUUCUGCAUUUUUUCCCCUACCCUGUUUAAACGGGAAUUUCUCAGUAACUUGAAUUCUGAUUAACUCUGAUUAUUUUUCGGACAUGUAGUUCAAUCGUGGCAUUCAGCCUGUGCAAAAAUUUCCCUUAUAAUCCUUCCCAUGCAGUAGCAAUUUUCACACAAAAAUUUGAUGUUUUGACUUUAUAUAUUGUAUGUAUGGAUUAUUUUUUUUAAAUUCAAUUUUGCAUCAUAUCUAUAUCUAA
Tetranychus urticae (two-spotted spider mite) is the source of this 1083-nucleotide messenger RNA. Lineage: Eukaryota; Metazoa; Arthropoda; Arachnida; Trombidiformes; Tetranychidae. The record is from RefSeq and is a predicted model, not a curated record.